GGGAGAGACCGGGAGGCCGUCGCGCGCACAGCAGGAGGCAUACCCCGCCCGCCGAGGGUGGCCGACUGCGCUCCGCCAUGUACGGCAUGCUGCUGGAGAGCGUGCAGCACUUCUUGCAGCUGGAGUACGGCGAGGAGGCGUGGCUCGGGAUCCUGGAGGCGGCGGGCUGCAAGUUCACCGUGUUCAACACGCACCAGAUCUACCCGGACAGCCUGAUCCCCAACCUGGCGGUGGCGUGCGCCCGCGUCACCGGCCAGGCCUCCGAGGACGAGUUCAUGCAGUUCUUCGGCCGCUGCUUCGUGCGCUUCUUCAGCAACUUCGGGUACGACCAGACCAUCAAGGCGACGGGCCGCUACUUCUGCGACUUCCUGCAGAACGUGGACAACAUCCACCUGCAGAUGCGCUUCACCUACCCCAAGAUGAAGUCGCCGUCCAUGUACAUCACGCACGUGGACACCGAGGGCGUGGAGCUGGUGUACCGCAGCACGCGCCAGGGCUUCAUACACUACUUCAUGGGCCAGCUGUACCAGAUCGCCGAGGAGCUGUACGCGACGCGGCUGGCCAUCCGCGUGCUGGAGGAGAGCUCGGCGGCGGGCGGCGCGCGCAAGGUGCUGGUGCGGCUGCGGCUGGACUUCGACAACCGCGCCUUCGUGGGGUCGCGCGCCGCCAAGAGCCGCCGCCUGGCGGGGCUGGACCUGCCCGCCGUGCCGUGCGCGCUGCUCAUGAGGCUGUUCCCCUUCGGCCUGGUGUUCGGCGAGCACAUGCGCGUGCUGGCCGUCGGCGAGAAGCUGCUCCAGGUGUUCGGUGACGCAGACGCCAUACUUGGGAAGCCCGUGACGGACAACUUCAAGCUCCGGCGACCUAGAGGCGUGCCGUUCAAUUGGAAGAAUACCAUGUACCUGCAGGCGGUGCUGUUCGAGCUGGAGGUGCUGCGCGCGCGGCCCGACGAGGAGCAGGCCCCGCCCCCGGCCCGCCAGGAGUCCUCGGGGCUCGGCAUGUCCGUGGUGGACCGCCGCGGCAGCCAGGGCGCCCGCAGCAUCCUGCUCAAGGGCCAGAUGACCUACGUGGACGACAUGAAGGCCAUCGUGUUCCUGUGCAGCCCGCUGAUAAACAACUUGGACGAGCUCUCCAACAUGGGCCUCUACCUGAACGACCUGAACUUGCACGGACUGAGCAGAGAAAUGGUUCUAGCUGGUUGGCAACACUGUUCCAGGCUGGAGAUGAUGUUCGAGCGCGCCGAGCAGCGGUCCAUGGACCUGGAGGAGAGCCACGCGCUGCUGGACUGCUGGAAGCGACGGGGCGACGAGCUGCUCUACUCCAUGAUCCCCAAGCCCGUGGCGGACCGCCUGCGCUCCGGCCAGACCCCCAUGAGCACCUGCCAGUCGUUCGACGCCGUGUCGGUGUUGUUCUGCGAGCUGGUGGACUUCAACUCGACCACCGUGCAGGACGUGAUGGACGUGGUGGCUGGCAUGAACGCGGUCUUCACCUGCUUCGACGCCCUCAUGGACCGCCACAGCGUGUACAAGGUGGAGACGGUGGGGCAAGUGUACAUGGCCGUCAGCGGGGCGCCGGACUUCACCCCCGACCACGCGCGAAACGUCGCCGACGUCACUCUGUGCCUGGUCAAGCACGUGGGGAGACUUCAGCUGCCGUCGGAGAUCAAGAUACAGAUUCGAAUCGGCAUCCACUCGGGGCCCGUGGUGGCGGGAGUGGUGGGGAUGAAGGUGCCUCGCUACUGCUUGUUCGGCGACACCGUCAACACCGCGGCGAGGAUGCAGACCACCAGCCAGCCGGGGAGAGUCCAGAUAUCGAAUGCAACUCGGCAGCUUUUACCAGAUGAUCGCUACAUAUUCGAAUGCAGAGGACUCGUCAAAGUAAAGGGCAAAGGAGAGAUGAAGACGUUCUGGAUGACGGAGAAGCCGGGUGCGGGGUUGACGGCGGGAGAGGAGGAGGAGGUUGCGGUGGGGGGAGCGGAGCCGCUGCCUCGCGCGCCGCCCCCGCCGCCCCCGCCGCCCCCGCCGGCCAGACCGCGCCGCGCGCCGCUGCUGGAGCCGCCGCCCAGCUCCACCCGUAACAAAGUUGCGGCUGCCGCGCGGUGCCCGUCGCGCUAUGGGCAGUGCGGGUGGCAGCUACAGCCGCACGGCUGCCGCGCCGCUGCCGCGCAGUGCCCGCCCUGUCCGGCGCACAGCAUGUUCUCGGUGAUCCUCCUCGGGCCGUACGCCGUCUUGCGGCACUCCUCCAGGGACAUGAUGGGCACCGUGACCUCGUUCAGCUCCUGCGAGGGCGCGCCCCCCUGGCAGACGGGCCUGAGCUUGUCGCCGAACUCCACCGGCUCGUCCAGCCGCAGGAUGGCGAUGUCGUUGUCGAAGGAGUCGUCGCUGUACUCCUUGUGCAUGACGACGGCCUCCACCUUGCGGUCCACGUGCUCCGCCUCGGUCGCCACGUCGCGCCGGUGGUCCAGCAGCCGCACGGAGAUCUUCUCCCGAUCUCUGGCCAAACAGGGGAUUGGCGUGCUCUCACGCGGCAUAGCUGCACCUGACCGCACUCACCCGUCGACGCAGUGCGAGGCCGUGAUGAGGUGCCGGCUGCUGAUGAGAGGCGCGCAGGAGGCGGGGUCCACGGGCUCCGGCACGGGCACCUGCGGGUGCUGGUGGUGGGGCGGCGCGAAGCCGAACAGGCUGAGCAGCCACCACAGGAAGGUCAGUCCCAGCCCCUGGUGGGCCUGGGGCGCCAUCUCUCCCGCACCGUCGUCGUCCGCCGACCACGAGCCGUUCCCGCCGGCGGGCUGCGGGGCACACACACACGUGACGCCUCGGCACCUGUCGAACAAAUCCGCGACGCUUCCAUUAUCUGGCGUCUCCCUCCCUCCCUCCCCCGCCGUCCCGUCGCUCAAUGGGAUGCCCGUUCCCUGCGGCGACGGCCGCGUAUAUAACGUCGGCCCCCGCGACUCGAGGGAUCAUCAUCACUCCAGCCUCGUCCAGAGAGCGUGUGUGCUGCGUACAGCGGAGCGCGCCCAAAGGGAAGCAACAACAAGCGUCAUGGUGUGUCUGCGAGCCUGUUCGGGCCUUCAAGGGAGGAGCGCCGCUUGGCUGGUCGUCUUCUGGCUGGUCGCCGCUGUCUGCGCGGCUCCCGAGCGGACGAGACGCUGCGACGGCAGGGCGAUGAUGAACCUGGUCCAGGUCCACCACAACUCCACCGGAGGUCAGGCCCCGCCGACGACCGCUGCGUCCGCCACGACCCUGCCGGCCGCCAACAACACCUGCGACUGCGUGUGCGGCGUGCCCAACCGCAAGCAGAGGAUCGUGGGCGGGUACGUGACGAAGGUGAACGAGUUCCCGUGGGUGGUCGCCAUGUACCGCCGGGGCAGGUUCUACUGCGCCGGCAGCCUCAUCACCAGGAGGCACGUGCUCACCGCGGCGCACUGCGUCGAGAACAUCAACAUGAAGGACGUGCGGGUGUCGCUGGGCGAGCACGACCGCGUCAGCAAGGCGGAGGCGGUGACGGUGGAGCGCAAGGUGCGCGCCGCCGCCAAGCACGCGGACUUCACGCUGCUCACCUUCAACCACGACGUGGCCGUCUUGGAGCUGGACUCGCCGGUGAAGCUGGGCGCCACCAUUCGCACCGCCUGCAUCCCCGACCACGCCGAGGAGGACUACUCGGGGCGCGUGGCCGUGGUGGCGGGCUGGGGCCGCGUCGAGGAGAAGAAGCCGACGUCGGGUAUGCUGCGGAAGGUCGCCGUGCCCAUCAUGACGGAGGAGGAGUGCAAGGCGGCCGGCUACAACGAGACCCGCAUCACCCAGAACAUGAUCUGCGCCGGCUACUCCGAGGGCAAGAAGGACGCCUGCCAGGGUGACAGUGGUGGUCCUCUUCACAUCGAUGGCGAGAAAGGGAGCUUGGAAGUUGUUGGUAUCGUGUCGUGGGGCCGCGGCUGCGCGCGACCCAACUACCCGGGCAUCUACACCCGCGUCGCCAACUACCUGGACUGGAUCGACGACAAGCUGGACGGCGAGUGCAUGUGCCCGCCCCCGCAAUAGUAGCUGGCGGGUCCUUCCACACCCCCACACACUCCCCACCCAUCAGGGGCCAACUUCGCAGUCACUCGUGUACCUGAAGCGCGCUGUUGAAAAUGUUCACCGUGCCCCUGCCUGACGAAUCAACCGUGAAACCAUAUCUGAGGGUCUCAUAACAUUUAGAGUUACCAAAAAUGCUCGAACCUACAAACAACGACCAAAGCUUAUACAAACAUUCGCCUUGAAGUUGUGGCUAGAAAUUGCGUUGUCUAUAAAUUUCAUUCUAACGUAGAUGUACUUAACGUUUAUCGGGCUGAGGGAGGGAUGGGGGGGUGCCUGGAAUCGUAACUCAAAUUUUGUAUACAAAUGCAGCGUAUGCCUCAUAGCUGAACAGGUUAAAUGCACUGUUAUUAAAUUCGAGCUAAGAAAACACAGAAGAAGCUGAAUUUCUCAACAGCGCGCUAGAAUACAUUUCAUAGAUUAUUUCACUGACAGCCUAUUUGCAACCACAAUUUUUUUUCAACUUUUAACACGCAUAAGUUUCAGCAAAACAAGUUCCUGGAACCAACAUUAUCUUAAAAUAUGUUCAAGCAUGACUAAUCAUAAUGUAUGAAAAAAAAGUUAUUUUUAUGAUUCUUAUGACUGUUAAUCCACUCCAAAACUACAUUCGUGUCUGUAUUCUUCACACGCGUUUCGUUACAUAAUUUAAAAAAACUCUAAUUUGGUUUAAUUAGUAAUCCAAAAUUGUGUUCGAAAAUUAUGGUAAGUGUCGUUACUUACCAAGAGUGAAGUAGUUGUGUAAUCUUUGUAGUUAUUAAAUUUAGAAUUUUGGAGUUACAAAUCAAUAAUUAGAGGUAUCUGUAAGAAUAAAAUUUUUGAAUAUAAUGCAUUUAACAGCUGGUCGAUCAUUUUGAAUCUAAAAUAUUUCAUAAUAACAGGGCUGUCAUACUUAAGUGCAAUCUGUUAUGUAUUUCAUUAUAAAUUAUUUACAUAAAUAAUUGUAGAAUCAUAGCUAGUCAGAAUUGUCUGUGGCAUUGUUGUAAGCGUAUUUAAAAUGUGUAAAUGAUGUAAAAUAAAUAAUAGUUUUAAAAAUA
Bacillus rossius redtenbacheri is the source of this 5104-nucleotide messenger RNA. RefSeq lists its product as uncharacterized. The record is from RefSeq and is a predicted model, not a curated record. The coding region runs from base 78 to 4034 and encodes 1318 amino acids. Lineage: Eukaryota; Metazoa; Arthropoda; Insecta; Phasmatodea; Bacillidae. Gene Ontology annotation, biological process: proteolysis; response to oxygen levels; cGMP biosynthetic process. The transcript has 25 exons. Gene Ontology annotation, cellular component: guanylate cyclase complex, soluble. Gene Ontology annotation, molecular function: serine-type endopeptidase activity; guanylate cyclase activity; heme binding.